AUGGACGUCAAAGAGCCCCUACUACCGUCUGACCCCCCGCCCUCGUAUGAAGAUGCGCGGAAGUCACCAAUCCCACAAAACAAGUCGGCAUCGGGCACACCAUUAGCGAAGAGGCCACCUCCUCCGCCACUAAAUCUGCCAGCGCUGAAUGAAAGACAGCUUCUCGCACAGAUCGGCCUCACAAAGAUCGACGUAGUCCCCUCCAAGUUCGCCGAAAACCUAGACCACUCGCUCGGCGCGCUGAACUACGUCCUCGAAACCGCAUCCGCCAAAGCGCAUGACGUAUACAAAAGCGAGAUUAACAAUCGCGAGCGCGGCGAACCUGCCAUCGUCAUCGCUGCCGACACAAUCGUAGUAUCGCACGCUGGGCGGAUACUGGAGAAGCCAAAGAGCGAGGCAGACCAUAUAGCAACGCUGAAGAUGUUGAGAGAUGAGGGCGCGCACAAGGUUAUGACCGCCGUUGCGGUGAUGAAGCCAUUAGAGUCUGCGGUAGAUCCGGGAUAUGCCAUGGAGACACAUGUUGAAGAGACUACGGUUAUGUUCGAUCCUACUGUGACCGACGAACUGAUCCUCGCAUACGUCAAAACGCGCGACGGUAACGACAAAGCAGGCGGCUAUGGUAUACAGACAGCGGGCGCGUGCCUUAUCGAGCGCAUAGAAGGGUCAUACGACAACGUUGUUGGUUUGCCGUUACGGCAGACGCUGAAGCUGAUAGAGAAGGUCAUGGAGCCUGAGGAGGAAGAGGGGGACUUCUUUGUGGACAGCAGAGAAGACGAAGAGGAGGAGUAG
Molecule: messenger RNA, 789 nt
Organism: Alternaria triticimaculans
Lineage: Eukaryota; Fungi; Ascomycota; Dothideomycetes; Pleosporales; Pleosporaceae
Exons: 4
Coding region: 1-789 (262 amino acids)
Molecular function (GO): nucleoside triphosphate diphosphatase activity
Source: RefSeq, a predicted model, not a curated record